Trachemys scripta elegans is the source of this 1085-nucleotide messenger RNA. RefSeq names its product ornithine carbamoyltransferase (gene OTC). Gene Ontology annotation, cellular component: mitochondrion. Gene Ontology annotation, molecular function: ornithine carbamoyltransferase activity; amino acid binding. Lineage: Eukaryota; Metazoa; Chordata; Testudines; Emydidae. The record is from RefSeq and is a predicted model, not a curated record. Gene Ontology annotation, biological process: L-citrulline biosynthetic process.
UAAGGCAGUCUCUGAUUCAUGUAACUUCAGAUCAGUUGACUUUGCUCCCAGGACUAAGGCAACUUUCAUUCUAAAAGAAAAUGCUCUUUAAUUUGCGGAACCUGCUCAAUGCUGCAACUUUAAGAAAUAGCAGCAAGCAACUGGUGCAACAUUUUCGGUCUGGGCAACCAACUCAAACUAAUAUUAAUCUGAAAGGUCGUGACCUCCUAACUCUGCAAAGUUACACAGCGGAAGAAAUAAAGUAUUUGCUAUGGACGGCAUCAGAUUUGAAACAAAGAAUAAAGGACAAGGGAGAGUAUUUGCCUUUGUUGCAAGGAAAAUCUUUAGCCAUGAUUUUUGAGAAAAGAAGUACCCGAACAAGAUUAUCCACUGAAACAGGGUUUGCUCUCCUUGGGGGACAUCCUUGUUUCCUUACAACCCAGGACAUACAUUUGGGUGUUAACGAGAGUCUCACAGAUACAGCACGGGUGCUGUCUAGCAUGACAAAUGCAGUCUUGGCCAGAGUUUAUAAACAAUCUGAUCUGGACCUGUUGGCGAAAGAAGCCUCAAUCCCAAUAGUCAAUGGAUUGUCUGAUUCAUACCAUCCUAUCCAGAUUUUAGCUGAUUACCUUACACUCCAGGAACACUAUGGCUAUCUGAAGGGGCUCACAAUAAGCUGGAUUGGUGAUGGAAACAAUGUCCUGAAUUCCAUCCUGAUGAGUGCUGCUAAAUUUGGGAUGCAUCUGCGUGUUGCUACUCCAAAGGGCUUUGAACCGGACCCCAACAUCGUUAAAGUAGCUGAAGAGUACUCCAAAGAGUAUAGCACCAAAUUGUUUUUCACGACUGAUCCCUUGGAAGCUGCAAGUGGAGCCAAUGUCCUAGUUACAGACACAUGGAUAAGCAUGGGACAAGAAGAGGAGAAGGCAAAGCGAUUGAAGGCUUUCCAAGGUUACCAGAUCACAAUGCAGACUGGAAAACAUGCGGCCUCUGACUGGACCUUUUUACACUGUUUACCAAGAAAGCCAGAAGAAGUUAAUGAUGAAGUAUUUUAUUCUCCACGAUCACUAGCUUUCCAGGAGGCUGAAAACAGAAAAUGGACAAUUAUG